AUGGGUGUCAGCUUUAGAUAUUGGGAUGAUUGUGUCGAUCCCCAGGACAUGCAAGAAAUGUGGAUGGAUCCUGAUGUCAGUGCUGAAUGGAUAACUGCUGGGGAGACUGUAGGAUCAAAGGUUCACCUGUCACGUGAUACUGAUGGCCAGCCUUAUUUGACACAAAAUGAGAUGAAGGCUGUGGCUGGGAUUAUUGUUCACAGGCAUUUUAUAUCAGAGAUAGAUUCGGAUAUGCUUUGUGCUAUUGGUCAGCUUGAAAGUGAUCGACAUCUGCUGACUACAAGUUAUAAUAAAAAAAGUAAAGCCUCGGCAAUUGGGAUCAUGCAAAUUUUACCAAAAACUGCUGAGUGGCUAAUUAGUGAGCUGGGUUACAAUGAAUAUGAUUUGCAUGGCGAUUCAGAUCUUCUCUACAAGCCUUUCAUAAACCUAUAUCUAGGUGCUGCCUAUCUCAAGUGGUUAUCAUAUUAUGGAAACAAAGAAAGAAGUGAAGAGUUCAUGGUGAGGUCUUAUCACGGGGGUGUAAAGAAAGCUACACAUAAAUCAACAUUGGCAUACUGGAAACGAUAUCUUUCUGUCAAGGAAAGCCUUCCAUCCAGACAAAUUUUCAAAGUUGAUACCUUGCUUAUGCCUAAUGAUUCUGCUUCUGGUACUGCAUCUUCAAACACUCAAGUACCUAUCAAUGUGACAUGGGAGUCGAGGGCUUCUCCAGAAGACAUGGAGUAUAUGUGGAAUAACCCUGUCGUCAACAAGGAGUGGACAAAAUCUGGAGAGAAACGGGGGAGGGUACGGAUUUCUCAUGAUAGCGAGAGGAGACCAUAUCUUUCUCGGAUAGAACUCAAGGGAGUUGCAGAAACGGUUGUGUCCAAGCACUUUAGCACGAAUGGAGUGAAGCCGACGAUUUUAUGUGCUAUUGCGGAGAUUAUUAGCAAGCGUUAUGUGAAUGGCAUAGGGCAACGUACAGGGUUAAUGGGCAUUGACUAUCCUACUGCUUGUUGGAUAUACAGGGACUUGGGGUACAGGGCCUACAAAGUAGAGUCAUUCGAUGAUCUCACAAAACCAUUUGUUUCCAUGUAUUUUGGGGCAGCGUAUCUGAUGUGGUUAUCGGAAUAUGAAGGGAGGAAGCGGAGCAUCCAGUUUAUGGUUCAAGCUUAUAUAUCGGGGCCAAAGAAUUUGAAGCUUGAAAAGGCAAAUCCUAUGUGGCUCAAGUUCGAGGAGGCAUUGGGUCGAUAUGAAGAGAACAAGGAAGCUGCUCCAUACUAUAAGUAUAAGCCAAGCCAUGGCAGGUCUCUAUUUGUAAAACCUUCUCUGUUGUAA
Molecule: messenger RNA, 1314 nt
Organism: Cynara cardunculus var. scolymus (artichoke)
Lineage: Eukaryota; Viridiplantae; Streptophyta; Magnoliopsida; Asterales; Asteraceae
Exons: 12
Coding region: 1-1314 (437 amino acids)
Source: RefSeq, a predicted model, not a curated record